This is a messenger RNA of Plasmodium malariae, 1002 nucleotides long. Its product is annotated as conserved Plasmodium protein, unknown function. The transcript has 2 exons. Lineage: Eukaryota; Apicomplexa; Aconoidasida; Haemosporida; Plasmodiidae. The record is from RefSeq and is a predicted model, not a curated record. Bases 1 to 1002 code for a protein of 333 amino acids.
AUGGGAAAUGGCUGUAAGAAGGUUAUUGGAACUAGGAGAAACAAAUCGUCGAAUGAAAAAUUCAAUAAUCGUUUCGAUUUUAGGAGCGAUAGCAACUGUAGUUGGAAUAAAGGCAAUUACUACAAUGAUAUAUAUAUUAGAAAUUUUAACAAAGAUGAGACAACUAAAAAGUAUAAUAACAAAAUUGUAUCACUUAAUGAUAAUAGUAAUCGUAAGACAAGUAAUUCUAUUGUAUAUAUUGAUGAUUUGUACGAUAUAUUAGAGAAUGAAAAAAAAGUAAAGUUAAAAAAAGUAGAUAAUUCAGAUGUAGAAGAAUUUCUUAUAAUAGAAAAACAUAUAAAGGUAAAAAGAAAGAAAAAAAAGAAGCAGCGAAAGCAAGAGAACACCAAUACAAAAAUGAAAGAGAAAGCUUUAAAGAAUGAAAAAUUGACGUCCUUAUUAUUCUCAAGAAAUGAUUAUGAUGAUGAAAAUAAAAAUAGCACUAAUUUUGAUGAACCCUUUCCAACUGAUAGCCGUGAUAAAAAAAAAAAAAAAUCAAAUUCAAAAAAUGGAGAAGUAGAAACAUGGUGUAGUUCUUCAAUUGACAAUAAAUACGAUAUAUUCGAAGAAGAUAGACGGUAUAUGUUAAAAAAAAGACAAGAAAAUAUGAGAGACCAAAAGAUUAGCAGUAAAAAGAACCAAAUAGACAAUGACAGUGACAACAGUAAGAAGAAAAAUAAUAAUACUAAUGGCAAUAAUAAUAGCAAUAAUAAUAGCAAUAAUAAUAGAAACAAUAACAGCAAAAUUAAUGGCAAUAAAUUUAACAGUAGUAACAAUAAUGGCAAAAACAAGAAUAGUAAUACUAGAAAAAACAAUAAUAGAAAUAAUUAUGGAAAUAAUGGCAAUAAUGACAGUAAUGACGAAUUUAAUUUAACCUAUAAAUAUAAAGGUUCAUCAAGUUCUGAUAAGGAAAGAAUAAUCAAUAAUCCUGUUAAAAAAUACAGCGAUCCCUUUGAAGAAUAA